GGCCGCCGCCUGGGGUUGUGUCCGUACUACGGCAGUCGCUCGCUGCUGUCAGAGGCCGACAUUGUGGCGCUGCCGUACAGCGCGCUUCUGUGCGAAGAGACCCGUGGGUCACUGGGUAUUUGGCUGGAGGGCUCGGUCGUCAUCUUUGACGAGGCGCACAACCUGGUGGACGCGGUGACGGGGACCCAUGGAUCGCAGCUUUCCCUGGAGCAACUGAAAACCGCCGUCAGGCAGCUCUCCGCCUACUUCUCCCGCUUCCAGUCCCGACUCGCCCCGGCCAGUGCGCGGAACGUGCAGCUGGUGAUGCGACUGGCAACCUCCCUGAUGCGAUGCCUGGAGCCGCAACUACCACAACCCGAUGGUGCUUUCGGAGUGGAGGUCCUAAGCACACAUGAUUUCCUGACUUCUACCCACCUGGACCACCUGAAUCUGUUUCCCCUGCUCACCUGGGUUCGGGAGUCCCGACUGGUGAUGAAGGUAUGUAUAUAUGUAUGUAUGUAUGUAUAUAUGUAUGUAUGUAUGUAUGUAUGUGUGUGUAGAGGGGGCCCUCAACACCUCUCUAUCGGGUCCUCUUCCACCCGGCCCAACCCUGCUGCAGCUGCCGCCAGUGGUGGCGGCGGCGGCUUCGGAGCCCGCCGCUCGUCGCUGUUCGCCUUGGUCUCCUUCCUUACUGCCCUCACGCAUCCCAAUGCGGAUGGACGAAUCGUCGUCUCGCGCGGGCCCCCUAGUGGCGGCGGCGGCAGUGCUACUGCCGCUGCCGCUGACGCUGCCUCCCUUCGCUAUACCGUCCUCAACGCCGCCACGCAGUUUGCGUCCAUCGUGAACUCCGCCAGGUCUGUCGUACUUGCCAGCGGCACGCUGUCGCCGGUCGAGGGGCUUAUGGCGCAGCUGCUGCCCUGUGUGCCGCCGGAUCGUGUACGGCACUUUUCAUGCGGCCACGUGGUGCCGCGGGAGAAUUUGCUGGCGCUGGUGGCGGCGCGGGGACCCACGGGUUUGGAGCUGGAUUUGCGUCACGGCCGGCGGACGGACCCACGGGUCUGUGAGGAGCUCGGACGGCUCCUCGCCAACAUCUGUACGGCAGUUCCAUCGGGCAUUGUCAUAUUCGCGCCGUCGUUUGCGUACCUCGACCAGCUCGUCACCGCUUGGCGCCGUACGGACGUCUGGUCGGCACUGACCUCCCGCAAGCACGUAUUUGUCGAGCCGCGAUCCGCAGGGGAGGUGGAGGCCGUACUGACGGCGUACGGCACCGCCAUCCAGCUAACCGCACAGCCGCUGCUGCCAUCGCAAGCCGCCGCCGCCCCGAGCGGCGCAAUCCUCCUUUGUGUAGUGGGGGGCAAGCUGAGUGAAGGCAUCAACUUUGGGGAUGAGCUCGGCAGGUGA
Molecule: messenger RNA, 1380 nt
Organism: Volvox carteri f. nagariensis
Lineage: Eukaryota; Viridiplantae; Chlorophyta; Chlorophyceae; Chlamydomonadales; Volvocaceae
Exons: 7
Biological process (GO): establishment of sister chromatid cohesion; nucleobase-containing compound metabolic process
Cellular component (GO): nucleus
Molecular function (GO): ATP binding; DNA helicase activity; DNA binding
Source: RefSeq, a predicted model, not a curated record